This is a messenger RNA of Clonostachys rhizophaga, 831 nucleotides long. NCBI's taxonomy places the organism in Eukaryota, Fungi, Ascomycota, Sordariomycetes, Hypocreales, Bionectriaceae. The record is from the annotation of a GenBank genome assembly.
AUGGCGUCCGCUCCCCGUCUCUGUCUCCUGCCUAAUGAGUCAGAGGCGCGCAAAGCGCGGGGAAUGGAAGACGACGCAGCCGGGUCCGGGUCCGGCAAGGCAGAACGCCCGACUCUUCUCUCGUUCAAAGAGAUGCCGGAAUGGUUUCAACAAGACAACAACCAGUGGAUCCUUCACGGUUACCGGCCUAUAUCGGGCUCGGUUCGCGCCUCGUUCCGCAGUUGGUGGUAUCUCCACAACGAGACGGUUAACAUCUAUUCCCAUCUUAUUCCGGCUGUUCUCUUCCUCCUCGGUGAGUGGUAUAUCAUGCAGCACCUUUCUCGCAAAUAUGCCAGAGUCACUAGCACCGAUCUUGUUGCAUUCUCAUUCUUCAUUCUUCCGGCGACUAUUUGCUAUGCAUUUUCGGCUCUUUAUCAUACUUCAAUGAACUACUCUUACACCAUUGGGGUUAUCGGGGCAUCGACCAUUAUCACGAACAUCAAUCCCAAGCUCCAGAGCCAUAAGUAUCGCUCCAAGCGAACACUAGCGUUCGUGGCGACUGGCAUAUCCGUUGUGGCGCCCUUGAUUCAUGGGCUCGAUAUAUUCGGGCUAGACUUGAUGAGCAAAAAAGCCUUCACCUGCACUAUAGUGGCAAAGAUAGGCUGCCUUCUAUCUGGAACCUCGCUUUAUGCAAUAAGGUUUCCCGAAAGUUGGUGGCCUGGAAAAUUUGACAUGUGCAGCUCCCACUCAUUCAUGCACAUCCUAGUGGUCUGCGCCGCUAUUAUCCAGAUGAUAGGGUAUCUGGAAGCCUUCGACUAUGCUUACUCAAAUAUUACCUGCCCAGCCUCUUGA